AUGUCUCUUCCCGAGCUGGGAGCAAGGCUGAUAGUGCGCCGCUGCUCCGACGGCAGUGCGCUCCCCAUCAUCACCACCCCGGGCGGCAAGCUGUUUGUGCUGUCCGAGGAGGGGCUGGAGUAUGAGGUGGUCCUGCAGGCCGACAAGGGCUUUCCUGUGGUCCCAGCCAACAUGGCCGUCGAGGCAGAGCUGAAGGUGGACGGCGAGGCAGUGGGGUACCUCAAGACGAAUCUCUUGCCCAACUCGACCAUUGUUUUCGAGGGGUUCUGCAUAGCAGCCAGCGAAUAUGGGGCAAGCACCUACCGCCGCUUCAAAUUCUCAAAGGCGGACCCCUCCCAAGACAUGGGGCCCCAGGUGACUGAUCCCGAGCAGAUAAAGGCCGGCCGCAUCACACUGGAGCUGCGCCGGUCGGUGGCUGCGGGGCUCAGGACGACGCCGCCGUCAGCGGGCGCAGUGGGCGGCGGCGCCGCUCUGGGGCACCUGCCCGAGGGCAAGAAGUUCUUCCUGGCCCCCAGCCUCAAGACCGCCCAGGGCAACUCUGACUACAAGCAGGUCAACUGGUGCAAGACCGUGUACACCAAGGUGGCUACCCUGGGCGUGAUGGAGCUGCGCUACGAGACGGCAUCUACCCUCAUGCUGCGCGGGCAUCUAAACAAAGCGAACCCCGCACACAGGCAGCUGCUGCGCGGCAGCAGGGAUCCCACCGUGCUGGCGCUGCUGGGAGACAGCGACGACGAGGGCGAGGAUCAGCACAGCCGGGCUGCGCGCGGCGGCGCGCGGCGGCCGGCCGCGCCGGCGCCAGGCGUCAAGCGCGAGCGCGGCGCCGAGAGCGGGGGGGCGCGUGUCAAGUCCGACGGGGGGCGCGUCAAGCGGGAGCCAGGGCUGGGCGGUGGCAGCGCGUUCCUGGACCUGACCAAGCCCCAGGAGGUGCCUUUGAGGGUGGGGGGCCGCGAGGUCAAGGCCGACGAGAUCGCGGUGUGCGACCUGCUGGACUCUGACGGCGAGCAGGAGGGCGCGGCGCCACGGUGGGAGGUGCGCAAGCGGCAGGCGGUGGACCUGGAGGGCGCGUGA
Molecule: messenger RNA, 1071 nt
Organism: Monoraphidium neglectum
Lineage: Eukaryota; Viridiplantae; Chlorophyta; Chlorophyceae; Sphaeropleales; Selenastraceae
Exons: 8
Coding region: 1-1071 (356 amino acids)
Source: RefSeq, a predicted model, not a curated record